Messenger RNA from Doryrhamphus excisus (bluestripe pipefish), 2109 nucleotides. Its product is annotated as hemopexin-like. Gene Ontology annotation, cellular component: basement membrane. Lineage: Eukaryota; Metazoa; Chordata; Actinopteri; Syngnathiformes; Syngnathidae. Gene Ontology annotation, biological process: cell-matrix adhesion. The record is from RefSeq and is a predicted model, not a curated record.
AAUUUAGCAAGUAUAAAAGCGCAUGUGUACGGGAGAGCGAGCCAUCGGGAUCGCUCAGCAUGAAGCCGCUCGUCACGCUUUGCUUCUUGGGCCUCGCGCUCCACCUGACCGCCGCCGCGUCGGUGCACCUUGCAGCUCACACAGCAGGAGAUGAACUUCCUAAAGCAUGUGAGCAUCACAGGGACAGUGUCCAGACCACCAGUCCAGAAGGUUAUCCUAUAGUAGGAGCUUUUGUACCUCAGUGUGAUGCUAAUGGACAAUACACACCUCAACAGUGUCAUGGUUCCAGUGGACAUUGUUGGUGUGUGGACAAUCAAGGCCAAGAAAGACCAGGAACCAGAACUCCUCCUGGUACAACACCAACAGACUGUGAUAAACCAGAAGGUCCUAAAAGCCAUUGUGAGCAUCACAGGGACAGUGUCCAGACCACCAGUCCAGAAGGUUAUCCUAUAGCAGGAGCUUUUGUACCUCAGUGUGAUGCUAAUGGACAAUACACACCUCAACAGUGUCAUGGUUCCAGUGGACAUUGUUGGUGUGUGGACAGUCAAGGCCAGGAAAGACCAGGAACCAGAACUCCUCCUGGUACAGCACGAACUGUCUGUGAUAAACCAGAAGGUCCUAAAAGCCACUGUGAGCAUCACAGGGACAGUGUCCAGACCACCAGUCCAGAAGGUUAUCCUAUAGUAGGAGCUUUUGUACCUCAGUGUGAUGCUAAUGGACAAUACACACCUCAACAGUGUCAUGGUUCCAGUGGACAUUGUUGGUGUGUGGACAGUCAAGGACAGGAAAGACCAGGAUCCAGAACUCCUCCUGGUACAACACCAACAGUCUGUGAUAACCCAGUGCCGGACCGAUGUGAUGGGAUAGAAUUUGACGCCAUCACGCCAGACGAGAAAGGAAACACUCUCUUCUUCAAAGGUGGCCACUUAUGGGAGGGCUUCCACGGUCCAGCCCGGCUCUCCAGUGAGUCCUUCAAGGAGCUGGGCCCUCAUGUGGAUGCCGCCCUCCGCAUGCACGACACGGAGAAACCGGACCACCACGACCACAUCUAUUUCUUCCUGGGUGACAAGGUGUUCCGCUACUACGACCGCUCCCUGGAGGACGGCUACCCCAAACCCAUACAGGACGACUUCCCCGGAGUCCCGUCACACCUGGACGCCGCCGUGGAGUGUCCCAAAGGAGAAUGCGCCUCUGACUCUGUUCUCUUCUUCAAGGGCCAGGACGUGCACGUGUACGACAUCAGCACGAAGUCAGUGAAGACAAAGACGUGGUCGGAGUUGCCGGCGUGCACGUCGGCAUUGCGCUGGCUGGAGCACUACUACUGCUUCCACGGGAACAACUUCACCAGAUUCCACCCGGUGACGGGACACGUCAACGCCUCCUACCCCAAGGAUGCACGGCGAUACUUCAUGACCUGUCCCAACUUUGGCCACGGCGGUGAUUAUAAAGUGCCAAAGUGCAGCCAAGUUCAACUGGAUGCCAUCACCACCGACGACGCAGGCAAGAAAUAUAUCUUUACAGGUGAAAUGUACAUGCGUCUGGACACCCAGCGGGACGGUUGGCACGCCUUCCCCAUCAGCAGGAACUGGAAGGCGAUGACGGGAAGGGUGGACGCCGUCUUCUCCUAUUCCGACAAAAUCUACAUGAUCAAGGGGGAAGAGGUGUUCAUCUACAAGCAGGAGGCGCACUACACCCUGAUCCAGGGCUACCCCAAAUCCCUGAGGGAAGAGCUGGGCAUCCAGGGCCGAGUGGACGCCGCCUUCCUGUGUCCGAACGAGCACACGGUGCACAUCAUCCAAGGAAGCAGAAUGCUUGACGUGGACCUGAAUGCCACGCCCAGAGCCGUGACCCGAGACAUCCCCCUCCCCCUGUCCGAGAUCGACGCCGCCAGGUGCGGCCCCGAUGGGGUGGACGUGUUCCGGGGCCACCAGUACUACCGCUACCCCAAUGCCUUCCUAUUGGCCGUCACCAAAAUCGCCCCGGUGCCUCUGGACAUCACCCCUGACAUGAUGGGAUGUCGGUCCUAGUCUGGCCUUCCUCCUGGCUGGCUCGACUCAUGUCCGCCUUCCCUUGCCCCUCGUGGGACCAAUAAAGAUUUACCUUACCUUA